CGCUCGGAGUGGUUGCUUUUUUGUUGAUUACGUGCGUGGUUUUUCAUACAUCCGUCUAGCUAGAACUGUGUUGUGUUGUGUUGUGUUGUGUUGUGUUGUGCGCGGUGAAUGAGAGAAGAAUAGCCGGUGGAGAACGAAAAUUUUCACCUUGUUUGGCAAUAAGCACCACGCAGCCGUGGUUGAGUGACGGGGUUUGAAUUAUUUAUGUUUUUAUUCGUUCCGGUUCGUAGAACAUGCGUCCACUACUACUAACCAUAGAGCCGAAAGUGUCGAAUGUAAUCAAACUCAGAAGAAGGAGAAUGUGCUGAUUUGUGGUGCGAUUCGAUGCCAGUGAAGGGAAGAUUCUUUUCCGGGGGUCUUCUCCAGCGUUGUGUAGUUUUAACUGAAGUGGCACCGCGAGUCGAGUAACCAAGUUUUGUCGGUUUUCGAGGCUGAUUAGGAGCGGGCUCUGCAUUGAUAUGGUUGGCUGGAUUUUCGGUGUGCAGUUUUGUUUUUCGCUGACCAUGUGUAGUGCUGGAACUCUGUGACCUGUAGACGCUUCGUAGACUACAGGGUAGAGUCGCAGAAAUAAACGAGUGUAAAUUCGGUGUUAGUGACUUUCAUUAAGCUUUUUUAUGUGUUUUGAUAAGCUGGACGAGAGUUUUAUGAGACACGCGAAAGAGGUUGAACAAGAGUGUUUCUCAAGUAACAAUCUCCAUCAAGUGAUGCAAUUAUUGCAUGAAGUUGAGAUCAGCUCCGGCUUAAAUGUGAUCUUCCCAUCAACGACGGUGUUGGCAGAUCCAAGAAGAGCACUGCUGCAGGAAGAUUUUUAAAAAACCGGAAAUAAACACCAAUACGAAGUGUAUGCAGUACAAUCUAUCUCGAUCGGGAAAUCUCUGCCUGCAGAAGAAGACCCUCGCGGAAAGCGCGCAUAUUCGCGCUGCCGUUCACCUGGUUCCCCAAAGUGUGCUAUUGCAUCAAAAAAAUCAACCAACGGCAGUGAGCCUCCGCCCGUCGUCAGGCUUGAGUGAGUUCGAUAAAAAAAGAAGAGUUUCGAUUAUAUUUUUCGACUAGAAAUAACAGAAAGAAUUGUGCAAAAAUCAUACUGUGUUGUUGUCGGGGGUCUCGCGAAACAUGGCCGCCGCUUUCCGUCCGUCAUCUGAACCAGUAGCACCGCGACGCAAGUUCAGUUAUGUUGAAAACACUAGUAGUUCCACUAGUACCGGCUUCGCCACCUCCGCCUUCUGUCCCAAUAAUAACGAACGAGACAGCAGCAGCAGCAGCAGCAGCAGCAGCAGCAGCAGCGAGUGGAUGUGCUGAAUCAGCUGUUUCGAGCAGAGAGAUAGCGAGAGAUAGAAACGACCGGUAGUUUGAGCAAGUGACAAUAGAAAGUGACCGUGUGCCGAUUCUGUGUCGAGUUGAGAGUUGUGCGGUACAUUUGCUAUUGUCUAAAACACAGUCAGAGAAGAGAUCCAAACGUGCUGGUUUUAUUUAGGAGUGUGCAGGAGUGGCAUAGCUUGAUUGUUGCGAAUUAUAUUGUUUGAAGAAGAAAAGAGAGUGAACCUGCGAGUCAAGGUUAUUUGGAUAUUGCCAAACUUGUCUUCCUGCGUUCGUCGGUGGCCUUUACCGUUUUGUGUCUGUGUCUUCUGCUACUAAUCUGAUGAUACAUCCGUGAGAUUGUUUAUUGUCGUGAUUUUUCUUCUGAGUGAGACGGAUAUUUAUGACGGUAUAAUUCGAUCUUUGUGUGUUGUGGCAGCAUAGCAGCAGUAUUUGUUCAGUGACUGAGUGCUUCCCUCGGCGAGAAUUCCAGCCGAAUGUCGUUCCCAAAAACAGCAGUGAAGUGUCAAUGAAGCGUGCCUGCGUGGAACUUAUCUGGCAACUACUACUACUUCUACUAGUACCACAGUAAAACAGGCAGUGUAUAAAAAAACCCCUCAACAGGAAGAACAAAAUGUCCAAAACGAUCGAAACGCACCUGCAGAGCAACGAGGUCCGAAUUCCGAAGAAGACAGGAUUCGACGUGUCCUCGUCGGCUGCACCGUGUCAGUACUUCAAGAGUUCCUUCGCCCGGUCGCUUUCGUUCAACCAGAACGGUGGCAGUCCGUACGGGGGAGCCGGUCAGCACCACUUUACCCGGUCGCUCGAUUUCGAGGUGAACUUCGGACUGGCCACCAUUCCGGAUCAGCCCUCGUCAGUCGGUUCGGGUGGAGGUGGCUCAUCGCAAACUACGCCGUCCGCUUCGCCGGUGUACGAUCCGGAACGGGAAGGAAACGUAAAAACGAAACUGGUAAACGGAAUCGCCACCAGCAACGGAGGGGUCGUCAAAACGCUGUGGAACUAUUCCAAGGGAUCGGACUCCAAGAUGGCCUCUCCCGGAGGAACUCCAACGAAACUCUCGAUGGGUGCAGCGUCAGCAUCAGCAGCUACGGCAACAUCCAUAGCAUCUCUAUCCUCAUCGACAGCCUCAUCAUCAUCCACAGUGCCGUUCGGCUCCGGCUCAUCUUCGUCUACGCGAAAGAGCGUUGAGGCCAACGAAAUCGAAGUUCUACGACUACGAAAGGAAUGCCAAAAUCUCAUCGAGGAGAAUCGCCGUCUAGUGAAUCUGGCCGCCAAUAGCGGAUACGCUAUCAACGGUGUGAUGAACGGUGGCAGCAAUGGCGGACCCGGAAGCGGUAGCAGCAGUCUUACCACCCUUGGACUGGGGCUCACCGGUGGAGGAACUACAGGAAGCGGCGCAGGGAAUGGUGCUCCCGGCAUGUAUUCCAAUGUGGAAUCUGUGAUCCUGCAAACGCAAGUGGAAACAUUGCAGUGGCAGCUCAAGCAGGUUGACUCCAGCCGACAGAUGUACCGGGCCGUGAUGGAGGAGGUGGUGCGGUACCUGGACCGAUGCUACCGAAGUCUGGACGCACUGCAACCGAACGUCAUCGGCCGGUCGAAAAGCGUCCUCCAGGUGUCGAAGAACAACGCCAACCACGAUUCGGAUAGUAGCAGUGCCAGCAGUCCAAGAGCCCGCAGCAGUACGAACCUCAACGAUGUGCAAAAAUCCUAUACCAAAAAGCAGCAGGAACUGUUGAUCCACCAUCACCAUCAGCAACAGCGGCAUCCUGCCAGCACGGGCUCCGCCAUCCCUCUGCUGGACGAUGACUGCGCUCCGUCCUCGCCUGCCAGCUCGUAUAGCACUUUUCGAGAUUUUACUUGGCGCCGUUCGCCGAAACGCACCCAGACUCUGCCAAUUUCCAGCGUCGAAGUUGACCCGGAGAAGCUGGCCCAGGAAGCGUUCCGUCUGCUGCGGACAGUCCAGAAUCUACUCAACACCCAAGAACCAACGCUAUCGCAAUCGUCAACCGCCCUUGAUAGUCUGCUGUUGGCGUCGGCUGCCGGAUCCACCACGGGAAGCACCUCGACACUGACCGGUGCCGGCGCUGGAGGUGGAUCAUCGUCAGCGACGGUUCAUCACCAUCACCAUCAUCACCACAUGCCUGGAGCGGUUGAAGCAAUGUACGGUGGAGUGGUGAAUGCCCGGAGUAAUGUCGCAUUCAGUCGGAAGCUGAACAUGAGAGGGAGCCGACUGUCGCUGAGGAGCAGUACGGACGAUUCGGUGCAUUCGACGUCUUCGUCGAACAAGACGGAAACGGACGAGGAUAACACGGAUAGGCCUUCACCUCCGUUGGGUCACCACUUGCACCAUCCGUUAGUCCAUCAGCACCAGAAUAGUGGAAGCAGCAGCAGUAGCAGCACAACCAGUAGCAAUAGCGGCCAUCUAAUCAAUCACCGUCACAGUGCAAACAUCGACCGGAUCAAGGAGAUGAUGAUCUCCAGCUCGGCGGAGGACGAAAGUGGAUUUAGCUCGAUGAAUUCCUUCCAGGAAAUUGGACUACCGCUGAUAAAUUCAACCAUGCUGUCGUCAUCUUCCGCAGCAUCGUCGACAACCGGUGUCUGUUCGGUGGACUCGAACUCAUCGGCUGCCUCCUCCACCGGAUCGGUAUCCUUUGUAUCGGACGAAUCCUCCGAUCUGCGGGACAACACCGUUAUCCCAACAGCCAGCAUUGCCACAACGAUCGCCAUAAACCCAAGCUCCUCAUCUUCGUCCUCCACCAACUCCACCCUAACCAACAUGAGCAAUGGAAGCAGCAAACAUCUUUCCGACAAACUGGGAAUUCCAUCGCCAUCCAAGGCACCGGAAAUUCCCGCCCGGGUAACGCAAUCCGCUGCGUACGAGCACCACAAUCACUUCAUCAACCAUCGCCGGUGGGACUCGGCGCCGGUCGUACCGCCGAAGCUUAAAAUCCACCGACACAACGGAACCGAUUCGGACGGCGGUGUGUCCUCUCGGGUUCUGUGGGUGUAGCGGUGAUGGAACCCAGCCCUCCUGGGAGCUGUUGCCUUGUCGUCGCCGACAUCGCUCUCCUCGCAUAUGCGCUUUCUAAUAAGUUUCGCUUGCUGUAGAAGUAGGUCUACUUCUGGAACUAACCCCAAAAAGUAGCGGUUAAUUUUUGCUUUGCAGUCGAUCAUAAAGGAGAGGAUAUAAGCUUAACAUGUUUUGUUGUCCGUUGUAUUAACUUCUAACUAUUUAUGUUUUCAAAGUUCUUCCAAUGUGCGUUGUUGGAUGAUGCCCAAACGAGAAGAGAACAGUAAAAUAUUGCAUUUAUUUAGGAGACGUUUAGGUUUAAGUUUCCCAAGAAAAGCUCCCAAUCUGUCGUAGUUUUAGCCGAAAAAAAGAAACAAUUCUUCGGACAAGCAAUGUAAAUUUUACAGGAACCAUAUUUUAUUACCAAAGCUAUACAGAAAUAAAAAGGAAACUGAAGUAACGUGCCUGCAAAGCGUUACGAACGGGAAGCGUUUCAGAACACGGUCGUAGAAUUUAACUCAAAUUUGAGUUUCGUUUAUUAAGUUUUACUAAUACUACGGACACUUAUAGACUGAGUUAAAAUACGACUCGAAUCGGAGUUAAUGUGAGUUAUAGUCGAUUUAAAGAUUAACUCAGAUUCGAGCAUCAUUUGUGGGUGUCCGCAGUUUUAGUGAAAAUAAGUAAACGAAAAUCAUGAAUGAGUUAACUUCAACGAUCGUGUUCACAGACGGGAAGCGUUUUAGUACAGACACAAACUUUAUUGGAUGUCGAAAUUGGACCGGUUCACAGUUGAUUCGAGCAGAAGCGGAUGAAAUAUUUGCUUUAAAAUCAAGUAAUAUUGUAAUUGCAAUAGACGGUUAACUAAUGAGCAUUUAUAUUACUCGUGUACUUACUUACCUUAUGAUACUACUCCUAAUACUACUACUUACUGUUAUCACCAUUAUCGCUAGGAAACUUUUAGUGUAAAACUAAACUACCCGUCGUAAGAGAAAACACCAAUAGAUUAUUUUACUAUCAGCGAACCACCGAAUGAGGCGGAUCGCGAAUGAGUUUAUACAUUUAAUAUCGAAUACCUAUUUUAUGAAUGUUUGUGAUAAUUUAUUGAACCUUCAAAAGUCCUUUUUUCGUUUCGUCCACUGAAACCCUCCUUUGAGUUGCCACUUUUAAAUGUUUAAGUUUCUGCUGCGCAAAACCGAGUUGUACAAAUUUAUGUUUG
This is a messenger RNA of Ochlerotatus camptorhynchus, 5543 nucleotides long. RefSeq lists its product as uncharacterized. The transcript is spliced from 6 exons. The coding region runs from base 1931 to 4327 and encodes 798 amino acids. The record is from RefSeq and is a predicted model, not a curated record. Lineage: Eukaryota; Metazoa; Arthropoda; Insecta; Diptera; Culicidae.